Messenger RNA from Coregonus clupeaformis (lake whitefish), 1411 nucleotides. Its product is annotated as stathmin-4. Lineage: Eukaryota; Metazoa; Chordata; Actinopteri; Salmoniformes; Salmonidae. Gene Ontology annotation, molecular function: tubulin binding. The record is from RefSeq and is a predicted model, not a curated record. Gene Ontology annotation, cellular component: neuron projection; cytoplasm. The transcript has 8 exons. Gene Ontology annotation, biological process: regulation of microtubule polymerization or depolymerization; neuron projection development; microtubule depolymerization. Bases 182 to 1186 code for a protein of 334 amino acids.
UGUAUCCAAGGGGCCAGAUCGACAGAGAAGGAGACAGACAGCCUGAUAACUGGGACCAAACACAACCAUCGCCACCACCACCAUCUCAGCACUGCUCUGGAGGAAGAUAAGGCUAAUCACAGGGACAGCACUGUGAAGAUCUGAGCUCAUCUCUGGUGUGGAACACAGACACAUUGCAAACAUGACCCUAGCAGCAUACAGAGAGAAGUUGAAAGAGCUCCCCCUAGUGUCUCUGUUCUGCUCCUGCAUCAACCCUCAGACCAUCGACUGUAAGCCCACAUACAAAGCAGAAGAUGCGGUGGAUCUGGGCUGGUGUGUGAUAAAGGACGUGGAGGUGAUAGAGUUGAACAAGCGUGCGUCGGGCCAGGCCUUUGAGGUCAUCCUGAAGCCCCCGUCGUUCGAUGGCGUCCCAGAGCUCAACUCUACCAUGCCCCAACGCAGGGAACUCUCCAUGGAGGAGAUCCAGAAGAAACUAGAGGCUGCAGAGGAGAGGAGGAAGUGCCAGGAGGCUGAGCUGCUGAAGCACCUGGCAGAGAAGAGAGAGCACGAGAGAGAAGUGAUCCAGAAGGCCUUUGAGGAGAACAACAACUUCAUCAAGAACGCCAAGGAGAAGCUGGAGCAGAAGAUGGAGGCCAACAAGGAGAACAGAGAGGCUCUGCUGGCGGCCAUGUUGGAACGACUGCAGGAGAAGGACAAACAUGCAGAAGAGGUGAGGAAAAAGGUACUAGCUUUGGCAGAUGCGGUGGAUCUGGACUGGUGUGUGAUAAAGGACGUGGAGGUGAUAGAGUUGAACAAGCGUGCGUCGGGCCAGGCCUUUGAGGUCAUCCUGAAGCCCCCGUCGUUCGAUGGCGUCCCAGAGCUCAACGCUACCAUGCCCCAACGCAGGGAACUCUCCAUGGAAGAGAUCCAGAAGAAACUAGAGGCUGCAGAGGAGCGGAGGAAGUGCCAGGAGGCUGAGCUGCUGAAGCACCUGGCAGAGAAGAGAGAGCACGGGAGAGAAGUGAUCCAGAAGGCCUUUGAGGAGAACAACAACUUCAUCAAGAACGCCAAGGAGAAGCUGGAGCAGAAGAUGGAGGCCAACAAGGAGAACAGAGAGGCUCUGCUGGCGGCCAUGUUGGAACGACUGCAGGAGAAGGACAAACACGCAUUAGAGGUGCGGAAGAAAAAGGAGGAAGCCUGCCUGUAGACGAGUGGAAAGAUGGAAGGAGAGAGAACGGAGGACUGGUUUAGUGUCAUUAAAAAAACAAGAGAUCAAGACAGUGAGAAAAAAAGGAAAACUAAAGAACGUCAGAGCGAUGAAAACAGGAGUUGAUGUAUGCGGCAACGAUUUGGAACAAACGCACAAACCAAAAAACAGUUUCUUCUGGGGGCAUUUGACUACAUACAAAACGAAAACAUUGUGACGAAAUGA